Funneliformis caledonium is the source of this 1778-nucleotide messenger RNA. The record is from the annotation of a GenBank genome assembly. NCBI's taxonomy places the organism in Eukaryota, Fungi, Glomeromycota, Glomeromycetes, Glomerales, Glomeraceae.
GCAAUUUAGAAAACCAGACAAUAGAGCACAGUCGGCAUCGGAGUGAAUUAGAUACAAUAAACACUUAUCAUACAGAAACUUCGGAAGUCGGACGAAUUGUAAGAAAGUGUGAAAAGGAAUUCGCUCAGAUUGCGGUUUGCACGGACUACCUUGUGAAUUGUGGUUUGCAAGGGAAUGACUGCGGUUCGUCCGUAGUGACUAUUGGAUUGCGGUUCACACAGACUACCUUGUGGAUUGCGGUUUGCAAGGGAAUGACUGCGCUGAAUAAAGAUAAGAUUAACCUUAUAAUACCUUUCUUUUUAUUUAACAAGGAUGAUAAGAAUAGCAGAACAAUAAAACUUUUUUGGAAUAAACAAGAUAUCGCUAUUGAGUCCGAAAUAAUCGACGAAGAAGCCCAAUUGCAAUGGAGAAAAGGGAAUUUAGAAUUCGAAAGAACAGGUCUCAACUACCUUCAAGCGACGUCAUCCGCCGUUCAAGAAAAACAAAUUUCAAGCUACACAUCUUACAAGCAGAGUACAUCGAAGUUUGCAACAUCAACAAAGAAGAAAUCGACUAGAAAAAGAAAAUCAGUAAGUUAUACUGAAAGUUCUGAGGAAGAAGAUCAUUCAUCUGAUCAAGACUACACGGAGAAACCAAAGAGAAAACAGGAAUCAAGAAGAUCAAAGCGAUUACGGGGAAAAGCGAACUGUGAUGAUAUGGACAAAGGUGACAUUACCGUAGAAACUUUAGAGGAUGAAAAUACAUCAAGUCCGGCUCAACCAACCAUGGUCUCAAAUACCUCUGAAGAUACUACUUUGUGCGAAAUUACUCCAAGUACACCCCAGCAAUUAAAUACUUCAGAAGAUUUCGCAACUUCACGCGAAACAACAUAUGAUGAAUUUUCUGCACACAUAAUUUGUGCUUUUAAUACAACGAUACAUCUUGUCAAAGAAACGAUCAAAGAACCAACAAUGUAUGAGAGAGUUAGAAAUAUGCUCCAGUCAAGAAACAAACUGGCUAUGAGUGAUUCGAUAAUCAAAAAGCUCGAAAACAUAUUUCAAGCAAACUAUUCUGAAAUCGAAUCAAAAAUAAUUUCGGAAACAAAUAUUGGAGAUAAUCAAACAUCAGAAGAGGAUAGAUUUAUGUUCUUUAUACGAUGUGCGUUACUGGACUUUGUCUUUAGGUUUAGAUAUUUGAUGCCGAAAGUCUUAGACCGAGACAUGCUUGAACGAUCCUACAUUGUCGAAUGUCUGUCCCCAAUUCUGCGAGCAUUUCGCAAUGCUUUUCCUGACGUCAAAUACAUGUGGUUAGAAAAAGACGAGCUUUUGAAUGUAGAAGUGUCUGGGCCUCCUUAUAGAUUAACAAAAAAACACACGGUUGGCGAUGUCAAAAAACUACUAAUUAUGGCUAUCUGCAGUUUGUGUCGGCUCCUUGGCAAUAGCCUUGAUUGCAAUAUUGAGGACGCAAAAAACGUUAAAACCUAUAGUAUCCAGGUCAUAGGAGAUCGACUUACGUUGUUUGCUGUCUCUUUAGUAGAAAAAAGAAAGUAUCUGGCUGUCGAAUUGGCUUCCUGUGUGACUCCAUUCGCGUUUGACGCAAUCACAUGUUACAUGAAGAUUUUUAAUUUUUUUUCAGUUAUUCGAAGUGAGUUCGUGGAACAAGAAAAAUUACAAAAGAAAAUUCGUUCCUUUAUUCCAACUGACAAGUUUUCUGAAAAUGUAAGAGAGUGGUUACACCUACCGGACGAUGACAUUUCACUUGUAACAGAAGAAGAUAUGGACGAAAUCUUUAUGAUGUGA